UACUUUGUUUAUUAACAUUGGGUUGUUUAUUUAGGAAAAAGCAUGUCGUUUAAGAAAGAUUUGAUUUUACUUUUAAAACCUUAUUACAGCAUAAACAUUUUGUUAAGUUUGUCUUAUAUACUAUGCAAGAAAGUUCCUUUUUUGUGUGGGAUUUUGUUUCCAGGCAGCUAUCCACAAUGUGAAUUAGAUACCAGGGAAUCGGAGAUCCUAUUCUUUCUCAUAAUAGUAGUAAUGAUGAAAACCAAGAAAUCUGGAAGCGUCACUAUGAUAAACUAUCUGACUUCCAGCUUCAUUUACAAUAAAGUAGCAAACAUGAUAUUAUGGUUUUAUGCUGACGUACGAAUGGGAAUAAUAUUUAGCGUAAUUUGUAUAUUCUUUGCGAUGGUGUUUCCUGAGCCAACGUACAGUGGCCCAGAUAAAGUUGUCUACUUCAGAACUGCUGCAGGCUUGGAAGAACAACUUGAGAGAGACAGGAGAGUUACAUGGCUGGUUGUGUUCUAUGCUGCAUGGAAUCCUGCCUGUGUUACUUUUGCACCAACAUUUGCCGAAUUGUCUGCUGAAUAUGGUCUUGAAAAUUUGAAAUUUGGAAAGAUUGAUGUUGGCCGUUAUCCCGAUGCAGCCAAAAAGUAUAAUGUUAAUGACUCAUCUAUGAGUCGCCAGUUGCCUACACUGAUACUUUUUAAGGAUGGGAAGGAAGUUACAAGACGCCCUGGAUUUGAUAACAAGGGGAAAGUUAUCAAGUUCUUUUUCUCUGGUGAUAACGUUAAAGCAUCAUUUGAUCUGAAUAACUUGUAUAAUGAGUGUAAAUCAAACCCUUUGAAAAAGAAGAAACCUCUCACUGAAAGGACUGAAAUGACAGAAACUGUGAAUAAUCAUGUCAAAUCUGAAUAGUGCUGAAUGUGUAUUAAGGCUAGCAUCUGUUAGUAUUUUUUCUCUUUUUUUUGCAAUUGGCUGUGCUUUAAGUGUUUUAUUGUCACACUAGUGAUUCAUACAAGAGAACAAGAGCCACAACCGUAAAAGGUUUAUGCUAUGAGCAAGCGCACACAGUGGUCCAUGGACUUUUUUUAAGCCAAAAAUGAAACUGUUUGCUUAAUUUGCUAUACACAGGUAUUAUAUAGAAUGUAGCUCUAAACCAAAGAUUCUUACAAUAUAUCGAUGGAGUAUUAAGUUCUGAGUGUAUACAUGUGAAAGAGCAGUGCAUUUUUCAAGAUUAAUUGUUUCAGUCUCCAGGAAGUUCUCUUCACUGACUGAAAUAUUGUCAGUUUCAGUACCAUAAAUAUAUUAAAACUGAAUGUUUUAUGUCAUAAUAAGCUGAUGCUGCUGAACAUGUACAUUGUGAAUCAUUGCAGUAUCAUAAGAAGAGAAUUGUUACUUCUA
Schistocerca nitens (vagrant locust) is the source of this 1377-nucleotide messenger RNA. RefSeq names its product thioredoxin-related transmembrane protein 2 homolog. The record is from RefSeq and is a predicted model, not a curated record. Gene Ontology annotation, molecular function: disulfide oxidoreductase activity. Lineage: Eukaryota; Metazoa; Arthropoda; Insecta; Orthoptera; Acrididae. The transcript is spliced from 5 exons. The coding region runs from base 43 to 891 and encodes 282 amino acids. Gene Ontology annotation, cellular component: membrane-bounded organelle.